Molecule: messenger RNA, 600 nt
Organism: Paramecium tetraurelia
Lineage: Eukaryota; Ciliophora; Oligohymenophorea; Peniculida; Parameciidae
Exons: 2
Source: RefSeq, a predicted model, not a curated record
AUGCCUCCGAAACUGUCAGAAGAGCCGAGGAAAACGCUAUCAUCGAUGUUGUCAUCUAAUUGUUCAAAGACUAAGUCAGAUCCUUAGCCUCAUAAACCAGCCUUGGAAGAAAAUGAUUUCCAUAAUACAAAUAUAUUCAAUUUAAAAAAUGAAUCUUAAAUUUAUUGCUAUUCUCUAGUCAUCUAGAAAACACCCCAUCAUAUUUAUUUAUGUUUUUAGUUUGGAACCAUUAACUAUUUUGGUAUUAAUGUAACUUUAAGUAUUUUAUAAUAGAAUCAUCUGACUAUUUAUUUUGAAAUAAUAAAUGCAUCAAUCAUUCAUUUUAGUUUAAACCCUAUACAAUAUUACGUUACUGUUCAAUAGCAAAGAUUUAAAUAUUUAAUCAUUAUUGCCCUUGUUAAAGAUUAAAAUAUAUCACCAACAUUAAAAAACUUAGUAUCUUAUAGCUCAAUUGUUAAUAUGACCUGCGAUUAGAAGCUUAAAUUUAAUAGUAAAUGUUAAAAAAAUGAAUAACAAAUGUGUAUUUUUUUAAACACAUAAUUUAUUGUAAAACUUAAAACAACAUUUAAGUCUAUUAAAAAUCUCAAUCGAUAAUUUUGA